CGCAGUGUUUUCAAUUGUCUACUACGUCGAGAAAGAAAGAAGACGUUUUCAGCGUUUUUCCGAAACGAGAAAGUUUUUUUGCCAUGGAAAAUACAACAAAUUCUCCAACAGUUCAAAUUGCUGUAACACAACCUCAACAAAUUACUUUACAGAGCGCUCCUACCAAUGCUUCCCAUAUCCAGAUAUUUGCUCAAGAUCCUAAUAAUGCUGGGAAAGCCUUGUAUAUUAUUGAUCCAAGUCAGGCAGGAGGCGUACAAAUGAUCUCAAACUCUGACCAACGCUUUGAAUUUGCAAAUUCUGCUGGAACUCAAAAUUUAGCUGGCGCAUCGCAGCAACAAUCAACAGUUAUGCUAAAUGGCCAGCAAGUUAUUGCUCAGAGGCUACCAGUUGCCAUGGAGGCUUUAGACGAGCCGUUAUAUGUAAAUGCAAAGCAAUAUCAUCGUAUUAUAAAAAGACGACAGGCUAGAGCGAAAUUAGAAGCUGAAGGAAAGAUACCAAAAACAAGAAAGAAAUAUUUACAUGAAUCCCGCCAUCUUCAUGCUGUUCGUCGAAAUCGAAGUAUGGGGGGUAGAUUCAUUGGUAAAGGAAAGAGAGGAGCAGAAGCUGAAAAUGAACAAGUAAUGCCUAGAGAAACAACCACUGUAGGGACUUUGAAUAGCCAGACAAUUUUAACUGCAGAGCACAUACAGGCUCUGCAAACUGCUAAAUUACACACAUUGCAAGCUCAUUCUACGGCAGGUCAAACUUUACUGGCUAACCCGACACACACUAUGAUACAAAUUCAGAACAAUAUUCCAGUAAUGACGAGUAGUAAUCAACAGCAUGCUUCUGUAUCAUCUUCUACAGUGGGAAAUUCAACAGUGACCGUCUCGCCAUUACCGACUAAUCACAUCCAAACGCUUUCGCAUGUCACGUCAAAAGUUUGAAUUCACUUUUAAUAGUAUAAAGAUAACGAAUCUUCAAUUUUAAUCAAAAAUCUAUAGGAAUCAUCUUCCUAAAAGUCUGCGUGUACAGUUUUUACAGCACACAUUGGGCUAUUUCUAAGCCUUUAUAUUUUUGUUAUCCUAGCUGCAGAGAUUUAUAUUUUCUGCAUUUUUAAAGGCUAAAACAUGCUUUUUACUUGCGUAAUGUAAGGCCGAUCCUAUUUCUUUCAUAUUGUAAUUAUGUAUAUAAAGUUACAUUGAGAACAUAAGUUAUUCAAAAUAUAAUUGUUGUUAAUAACA
Hydractinia symbiolongicarpus is the source of this 1223-nucleotide messenger RNA. RefSeq names its product nuclear transcription factor Y subunit alpha-like. The coding region runs from base 84 to 926 and encodes 280 amino acids. Gene Ontology annotation, molecular function: RNA polymerase II cis-regulatory region sequence-specific DNA binding; DNA-binding transcription factor activity, RNA polymerase II-specific. The transcript is spliced from 3 exons. The record is from RefSeq and is a predicted model, not a curated record. Gene Ontology annotation, cellular component: CCAAT-binding factor complex. Lineage: Eukaryota; Metazoa; Cnidaria; Hydrozoa; Anthoathecata; Hydractiniidae. Gene Ontology annotation, biological process: regulation of transcription by RNA polymerase II.